AUGGACGUCGCGCAGGCUGUGGGCGGCUACAUCACCAAGAUCGUGACGCAUGGUAGCGACACGUCGUCAACUAAAAUGAAGACGUUGCUCCUAGAUCGCGAAACGGUCUCAAUAAUCUCAACUGCUGUUACUCAGUCGUCUCUACUCAACCACGAGGUGUAUUUGAUUGACCGCUUGGACAAUGCAGGUCGCGAGAAGAUGCGUCAUCUCCGCUGCCUCUGUCUCGUGCGCCCAUCACCCCAGACAAUACAGCUGCUCAUUGAUGAACUACGCGACCCCAAAUACGGAGAAUACUACCUCUAUUUCACCAACGUGGUCAAAAAGUCGGCUCUCGAGCGUCUCGCUGAGGCUGACGACCAUGAAGUCGUCAAGUCGGUCCAGGAGAUAUUUGCUGAUUACACUGUCAUCAACCCUGACCUGUUCUCCCUUGGUAUCACAUUGCCACAACAUCGAAUAUGGUCGGCUAGUCCAGAUACGUGGAACCCGGACACCCUUCAACGAUGCGCAGAGGGUCUCAUUGCCGUGCUUCUUUCACUCAAGAAGAAGCCGCUCCUGAGGUACCAGAAGAGCAGUCCCUUGGCCAAGAAACUGGCUUCAGAGGUCAAGUACCUCAUGACGCAGGAGGAACAAAUCUUCGACUUUCGUCGAGCUGACACGCCGCCUAUUCUGCUAAUACUGGAUCGACGCGAGGACCCCGUGACGCCCUUGCUGACGCAGUGGACUUACCAGGCUAUGGUCCAUCACCUUCUGGGGAUUCAGAAUGGCCGGGUAGACUUGAGUGAGGUGCCAGACAUCCGUCCCGAGCUCAAAGAAAUUGUCCUGUCCCAGGACCAAGACCCGUUCUUCAAGAAGAAUAUGUAUCUCAACUUUGGCGAGCUGGGGGGCAACAUCAAAGAAUACGUCGAGCAGUACCAGUCCAAAACCAAGAACAGCACAGACAUCGAGUCUAUCAACGAUAUGAAGCGCUUCAUGGAGGAGUAUCCUGAAUUUCGCAAGCUGUCUGGCAACGUCAGCAAGCAUGUUACCCUUGUGGGCGAGUUGAGCAGACGAGUUGGCGAGGAGGAUUUGCUUGAGGUCAGCGAACUCGAGCAAAGUUUGGCUUGCAAUGACAACCAUAAUGCCGACUUGAAGAACAUUCAGCGCUUGAUACAGACUGCGAGCGUCAGCGCUGAAAGUAAGGUCCGGCUGGUAGCAUUAUACGCUCUGCGACACAGCAAACACCCCUCCAACUCGGUCCCUAUGCUCGUCGACCUCUUGACUGCUGCCGGGGGAGUCCCACCACGCCAAGCGAAUCUCGUCAAUCAUCUCACAGCAUACCAUAGCUCGCUUCACUCCUCGCAAUCGCAAGGGGGCAUUUCAGACAUUUUUGACUCGGCAGGGAUCUUCUCGGGAGCAUCGAAUCGAUUCAAAGGGCUCAAGGGCGUAGAGAACGUGUACACUCAACACACACCACUGCUGGAAACUACACUGCAGGACCUAGUCAAAGGCCGGCUGAAAGAGCAGCAUUACCCUUUCGUGGAAGGCGGCGGCUCGACCAGGGACAAACCUCAGGAUGUUGUGGUUUUCAUUGUCGGGGGUGCCACCUACGAGGAAGCAAAAAUGGUCGCAAGCAUCAAUGCUUCUACGCCAGGUGUCCGCGUGGUCCUUGGAGGUACGUCUGUCCAUAAUUCAGCGACAUUCAUGGAAGAAGUCGAAGACGCCGUCUCAUCCUGGCCGGAGAGCAGGGUCAGGAGUUUCGGCAAAUUUCACGGGAUCAUGAUUUGCGCAAUCCGACGAGCACAACUGACGAGGCUUCGAAUCACCCGGCAGGGCCAACAAAUCGCUGGUCGACGUACCCUGGCCUCCCUCGCCGACGCCCAGGGACUUUUCGAUGUUGUUGUAAUCGGGGGCGGCCACGCCGGCGCAGAAGCAUGUGCUGCGGCGGCGCGAUCAGGGGCCCGGACAGCCCUUGUUACUCCCAGUCUAGAAAACUUGGGGACAUGCUCGUGCAACCCAAGUCUAGGUGGCAUCGGCAAAGGCACCAUCAUUCGGGAAAUCGAUGCGCUAGACGGCCUAGCGGGGAGAAUCAUUGACAACUCAGGCGUGCAGUUCCACGUUCUGAAUCGGAGAAAGGGGCCGGCUGUAUGGGGUCCGCGCGCGCAAAUCGACCGCAGCCUGUACAAAAAGCAUAUGAGGGCCGAACUCGAAGCAUAUCCGAAUCUUACGAUCAUCCUCGACAGCGCGUCCGACAUCAUUCUUUCCGAAGAUCACGAGACCGACUCGAAAAGCAAGAUUGCCGGGGUGAGGCUAGACUCGGGCAGCAUCCUCUCAACGACAAGUGCCGUCAUUACUACAGGCACUUUCCUUGGCGGGGAAAUACACAUUGGACUACAAGUCUACCCGUCGGGGAGGAUGGGAGAGGCAGCGACCUUUGGUUUGAGCAAGUCUUUAAGGGAUGCCGGAUUUCAACUCGGUCGCCUCAAGACAGGGACACCACCGAGGAUAGACAAAAGGACAGUCAACUGGGACAUUCUGGAGACGCAGUACGGUGACGAUCCGCCGACCCCUUUCAGCUACCUGAACAACACGGUUGCUGUGCGCGACCAGUUGACCUGCAGCUUGACGUACACGAACGAGGCCACGCACGAUGUGGUACGCGCAAACCUCGACAAAACCAUACAUAUUCGAGAGACUGUCAAGGGACCACGCUACUGUCCCUCAUUAGAGGCAAAGGUCGUUCGAUUUCCGGACAAGACCCGUCAUCUCGUCUGGCUGGAGCCCGAAGGUUUCGAUAAUCCGGUCAUCUAUCCGAAUGGGCUAUCGAUGACCAUUCCAGAGGAAGGUCAAGAACAGGCAUUGCGGACAAUCAAAGGUCUGGAGAACGUCAAAAUGCUACAAGCUGGGUAUGGUGUUGAGUACGAUUAUGUUGAUCCUCGGAUGCUGAAAUCAACUCUUGAGACCAAGGCUAUUGGCGGCCUGUAUUUGGCUGGGCAAAUCAACGGCACGACUGGUUAUGAGGAAGCAGCUGGUCAGGGCAUUGUUGCGGGUAUCAACGCUGGCCGUGCGGCUCGUGGACUUGCGGGAGUUUCGUUGUCAAGAUCCGAUGGUUACAUCGGCAUCAUGAUUGACGACUUGAUAACGAAGGGUGUCACUGAGCCAUAUCGCAUGUUCACGUCUCGUAGUGAAUUCAGAAUGGCUGCGCGCGCUGACAAUGCCGACCUGCGUUUGACGGCAAAGGGGCGUGAGUGGGGCGUUGUAUCUGAUGAGCGAUGGAGUGCGUUCAGCGAAGAGAAGAGCCAAAUGGAGAGUCUAACGAAUAGACUCGAGUCGAUGUCUCUCAGCUGGAAAGAGUGGGCGGACUUUGGAAUCGUUGCCAAGAGGGAUACCAGUCGCCGAACAGGUCUCGACAUCCUCAGAACAUCUCAGGUCAUUGGUCUCAGCAACAUCGAGCGGCUCAAGGCGGCUUUUCCGGACAUUGACCAAUUCACCUCCCGUAUCUUUGAGCGGGUCAACCUACACGCCAUGUAUGCGCCUUACAUCAAGAUGGCUGCUUCGAGCCAACAGAAAAUGGCCAAGGACGAGCAGAUGAGGCUGCCAUUGGAUCUUGACUACAACAAAAUCCUAGGCCUCUCCAUUGCUGAGCGUCAGGCGCUGUCCGCCACCCGACCGGAAACCAUGGCGCAAGCUCGCCGCGUUGAAGGAGUCACGCCGUCAGGGUGUCUCCGGCUUCUUGGAUACGUACGUCGUGGCAGUCAGCCUUCGGAAAGAAUCCAGCUUCCGAGCUCGACCAGCCCACUCGAUGCUCGUGUACAAGUAUAG
Emericellopsis atlantica is the source of this 3798-nucleotide messenger RNA. Its product is annotated as Sec1-like protein. Gene Ontology annotation, cellular component: cytosol. The record is from RefSeq and is a predicted model, not a curated record. Bases 1 to 3798 code for a protein of 1265 amino acids. Gene Ontology annotation, biological process: vesicle-mediated transport; tRNA wobble uridine modification; tRNA methylation. Gene Ontology annotation, molecular function: flavin adenine dinucleotide binding. Lineage: Eukaryota; Fungi; Ascomycota; Sordariomycetes; Hypocreales; Bionectriaceae. The transcript is spliced from 3 exons.